AUGCCUUCCCGUUGUAUUGUUCCUGGAUGCACAGGAAAUUAUGAUAAUGGUCCUCGUGUGAGAGUCUACAGUUUUCCAUCUAAUGAAAUUUUAAAAAAGAAAUGGCUUAAAGCUAUACCUCGGAGUAAUUUUAAAUUAACGAAAGCUUCAAAAGUUUGCGAACUUCAUUUCAAAGAUGAAGAUAUUGAGAUGGAGACAAGUGCAUAUGAUCCAUCCUCUGGAAAAAAAAUAAGUGCACCUCUUUCACGUUCUCGAUUAACGAAAGAAGCAAUACCAUCUUUAUUUCCGGGUUGCCCUGAAUAUUUAUCCUAUCAGGAACAGAAUCGAGAAUCUCCGUAUGAUAAGAAAAUACGAUUACAAAAUCAGCAACUGCAUUUGGCUCUACAGGAAAGCAUGAAAACGAAAUCAGAAGAAGAAGCAAAAUACAUGUUUUCAACAUAUGCAAACUUUUUAAAGUGCUUAGAGACUCAGCAAAUCCCGUUAUUUUGGUCUAUAAUCAGAAAAGAAGAUGAGACAUUAUUUAUUCACAUCAAUACUCAAGCAGCACCAGUUAUUGAAGCCUCUGUUGUUCUUAAAUAUGAUUUAAGUGUCUCAGCAUUUAUUGGUAAUGCUGCAAUAAAAUCAUGCAAAGAACGUAACUUUCCUGUGAUAGUUGGAGAUAUCAGAAAUCUCCAAAAAAUACUAGAUGGUGUACAGUCUCUGUUAAUACCUGUAGCUCAAAAAUGA
Messenger RNA from Stegodyphus dumicola, 726 nucleotides. Its product is annotated as THAP domain-containing protein 2-like. The record is from RefSeq and is a predicted model, not a curated record. NCBI's taxonomy places the organism in Eukaryota, Metazoa, Arthropoda, Arachnida, Araneae, Eresidae.